Brachypodium distachyon (stiff brome) is the source of this 1414-nucleotide messenger RNA. Its product is annotated as probable dolichyl-diphosphooligosaccharide--protein glycosyltransferase subunit 3. Bases 70 to 1083 code for a protein of 337 amino acids. The transcript is spliced from 2 exons. Lineage: Eukaryota; Viridiplantae; Streptophyta; Magnoliopsida; Poales; Poaceae. The record is from RefSeq and is a predicted model, not a curated record. Gene Ontology annotation, cellular component: oligosaccharyltransferase complex.
AGCAUAGUUUACCCCGUCGGUCUUCUCCCCACCCAGAUCCGGAGCCACUCAGAUCCAGAGCCAUACGCCAUGGCGUCCUCCCUUCCCCUCCUCCUCCUCGUCCUCCUCGCCGCGGCAGCCGCCCACACCGCCGGCGCCAACGACCUGGUCGGCGAGCUGCAGUCCCUCCGCUCCCGCUCCCCAUCCGGCGUGAUCCACCUCACCGACACCUCCGUCACCCGCUUCCUCUCCUCCCCGGCCCCGCGGCCCUACUCCGUGCUCCUCUUCUUCGACGCCGCCUCGCUCCACUCCAAGUCCGACCUCCACCUCCCCCAGCUCCGCCGCGAGUUCGCGCUGCUCUCCGCCUCCUUCCUCGCCAACAACCCCGACUCCGACUCCUCCUCCGCCCUCUUCUUCGCCGACAUCGAGUUCUCCGAGUCGCAGCACUCCUUCUCGCAGUUCGGGGUCAACUCGCUGCCCCACGUCCGCCUCAUCCGCCCCGACCACUCCCGCCUCGCCGACUCCGAGCAGAUGGACCAGUCCCACUUCUCCCGCCUCGCCGACUCCAUGGCCGAGUUCGUCGAGGCCCGCACGGGGCUCGAGGUCGGCCCCGUCGUGCGCCCGCCGCUCGUCUCCCGCAACCAGGUCGCCCUGCUCGUCAUCCUCUUCCUCAUGUCCGUCCCCUUCGGGAUCAGGCGGAUCGCGCAGGGGGACACCAUGCUCCACGACCCCAAGCUCUGGAUGGCCGGCGCGCUCUUCGUCUACUUCUUCAGCGUGUCUGGAGGGAUGUACGGGAUCAUCAGGCACACGCCCAUGUUCCUCACCGACCGUGCCGAUCCCAACAAGCUCGUCUUCUUCUACCAGGGUUCGGGGAUGCAGCUGGGCGCCGAGGGGUUUGCUGUUGGGUUCCUGUACACCCUCGUGGGGCUGAUGUUGGCUGUGGUGACACACUUGCUGGUCAAGGUGGAGAGCCUGCAGACGCAGCGGUUCGCGAUGCUUGCGGUCAUGGUGGUUGGAUGGUGGGCGGUCAGGAAGGUGAUUUUCUUGGAUAACUGGAAGACUGGCUACAGCAUUCAUACUUUCUGGCCAAGUGGCUGGAGGUAAAAUGCUUGCUCAACCGGUGAUCAAUGGUUCUUUUGGAGAUUGCUCAUGUUCCAGCCAUGGAAAUACUGGAUUGGAAAAAGUCAUAAAUGAUACUGGUAGCUGACAACUUCUAUCUUGGAUGCUGAACGAUGAAUGCAGUUCAUGUAACUGGAUAGCAGUGUUAUCACCAUCAGAAGCACAUGGUUUGGCUUACAUCAUAGAUGCAGCAAUUGAAAGUUUUUUCACAAGCAGUACUUUAAUGUUUUUUUUUCCAUUGUAUGAACCUGUACUGAACAGUGAACGGAAAACACAAUUUUUUUACUGAGAAUUCAGUAAGUUAUCCUGCCGGACA